Molecule: messenger RNA, 1397 nt
Organism: Caenorhabditis elegans
Lineage: Eukaryota; Metazoa; Nematoda; Chromadorea; Rhabditida; Rhabditidae
Gene: hizr-1
Product: High zinc activated nuclear receptor protein
Exons: 13
Coding region: 90-1331 (413 amino acids)
Biological process (GO): regulation of DNA-templated transcription
Cellular component (GO): cytoplasm; nucleus
Molecular function (GO): zinc ion binding; sequence-specific DNA binding; DNA-binding transcription factor activity
Source: RefSeq, marked reviewed
AUAAAGUUGUGUUUAUGACAAGCCUAGAUCCCGUGGUUUCCACAUUUCCCGAUGGGAUACUCCGACCGAUUCCACAAUUUCCAAGUGAUAUGCAAAAAGUUAUGAAUGAUCCUGAAGAUCUAGGAAAUUGUAAGAUAUGCUUACAACGAGCAGAUGGAAUUCAUUUUGCGGUUUCAUCGUGCAGAGCAUGUGCCGCGUUUUUUCGACGAACUGUCAUUUUGAAGCUUAAUUAUACAUGCAAGGAGAAAGGCAAUUGUACAGUUGAGAAAUCGCUCCGCAAUUUGUGCCGUAGCUGUAGAUACACGCGAUGCAUCAACGAAGGAAUGAAAAUAGAAUUAGUACAGUUGCAGAGGGAUUCUAUUGGAAGGAAGAAAAGCGGGGCCAGCAUUUCUAUUGACCCUUUGUUCACUCCGAACGUAGCAUCAUCUCUCAGUGCUAUUUUUAAAAAUGAAAAAGAAGACGUGUUGUCAACUUCCUGCACCAUUCUUUCGCAAAUGACGAGCGGCUAUGCAAUGUUUUUGAAUAUUCGAAGAUCCACGAAUACACUGGUGCAGAGUUCUGUUAUAACGCCCACCUUCAAGAUGCCCAAAAUAGAAUUGCAUGCAUCGCGGUUUGAUUCUGCGAAACAAGUUUGCAAAGCAGAAGCUCAUUUGGUGACGGAUAUUGUGAACUCCUACUUUUCACCUUUCAAUUCUCUCAAAUUCGAAGAUAAGGUUGCACUGUUCAAAAACUUUUUUUGUUACUUCUCGCAUACCGACCGAGCAUAUCAAUCUUUUAAACAAUUUGAAAGCGAUAAUCUCAAUGAUAAGAUACUUAUGCCUGAUGGUGGAUUUAUCAAACGAACGGAACUUGGAAGAUUCUAUGAGAAUGCAGAGGGUGUACAUACUUCAGCAGAAGAUGCUGCAAAAAUCUUCCAGCCAGCUCUUAAUUAUAUUUUGGAUGUCAUUGUCGACUAUAUGCGACGUAUUCACAUUAUUGAGACGGAAUAUCUUGCUCUUUUGGGUUUUUGUUUAUGGGAUGACGCAGUUCCUGGAUUAUCCAAAGAAGCAAAAUCCCUGGCAGUGCAAACGCAGUCUAAAUUGCUUGCAGAGUUGCAAAAUUUCUAUUCUUCACAAAACAAAGACGCGGUUGAGAUCACCCAACGAGUUGGAGUAUUGUUGUUAUUGGUUCCAAAACUUACAAAAUGCGUGAUUAUGCUCCGCGAAAAUUCAGUUCUUGCUGAACUCUUCAAUUACUACGAAGCAGAUGUAUGUUGUAAGAAUUUCAAAGAAGAUGCUUCAGUUGAUCUGGAUUGUACGUCUCAGUGCAUUGUUCAUACGAAAAAUGAUUAAUUACUCUUAAAUUUCUUUUAUUAAAGAUAACAUCACAUGUCUUCGAAUAAAGUGAACUUUUAAAUU